UACAGGAUGGGUCAGGUGUUGGUUUGUGUCCUGACGGAACUGCUUGGCUCUACGAAGAAACUGAACGUCAAUUUCCAGGAUGCGGACGGAUUUUCAGCUCUGCACCAUGCAGCUCUCACAGGAACCACAGAGCUUCUGUCUCUUCUGUUGGACGCCCAGGCCAUGGUCGACAUCAAGGACAGCAAUGGUAUGCGCCCGCUCCACUACGCAGCCUGGCAGGGGAAGGCUGACUCGGUGCUGUUGCUGCUACGAGCCGGGGCGUCUGUUAAUCUAGCAUCACAUGAUGGACAAAUCCCGCUUCACCUGGCCGCCCAGUAUGGACACUAUGAGGUGUCUGAGAUGUUGCUGCAGCACCAAUCGAAUCCGUGUUCUAUCAACAAGGCCAAGAAGACGCCACUGGAUCUGGCGUGCGAGUUCGGCAGGCUCAAGGUGGCGCAGCUGCUGCUGAGCAGUAACAUGGUGGUAGCUUUACUGGAGGGAAACGGGAGGGACAACACGCCCCUGCACCUCGCCUCCCGAAACGGCCAUAAGGACAUCAUCAGGCUGCUGCUGAAAGCCGGAAUCGACAUCAACAGAACCACUAAAGCUGGAACGUCGCUCCAUGAGGCUGCGCUGUACGGCAAGACUGAUGUGGUGAAGCUCCUGCUGGAUGCUGGGAUUGAUGUGAACAUUAGAAACACUUACAACCAAAGUGCACUGGACAUCGUAAACCAGUUCACCACCUCUCACGCCAGUAGAGACAUCAAACAACUGCUCAGAGAAGCAUUAGGAGCAACGCAGGUAAGAGCACUAAAGGACUACUGGAACCUUCACGACCCUACAGCUCUUAACAUACGUGCUGGAGAUGUCAUCACGGUGUUAGAGCAGCACAUAGACGGACGAUGGAAGGGACACAUCCACGACAACCAGAAAGGCAUCGACCGUGUGGGAUACUUCCCUCCGUCCAUCGUAGAGGUCAUAAGCCGGAGAUCACGGAGCAUGCUUUGUCGCCAGGCCUCGCUGCCCAUCCAUCGUCAUCGCACCCUUUCCAGAGCUCCUCCACCCUGCAGUCCCCGUCCCUCCCCCCACACCGACGAUUCAUACACCCUGUAUUCACCCUCUCAUCCCAGUCUACAGCGCCAAAAUGGUCUGGACCAGAGUGCAGGUUCACCUCCCAACAGACCCGGGGACUUGUUUUCUUCACCAAGCCCGAAAGAGCAACAGGACAUUUGGGUCCUCAGGAACUCUUUCAGUGGAGACAGGAACAGUGUUGGCAGUGCAGACAGUGUCAGAAGCAGUCGCAGUGCCGGCAGUGGACAAAGCACCGAGGGCAACUUUACCCACAAUGCACAGCAUCACCCCAGUGCUACUGCACAGGACUUUAGCAAGGUGUCGCCCUCUUGUGGUGAAGUGGUGGAAGCGCACAGCCGGACUGUAGAAGCCAUCAAGUCUGAGUCUGCAGGUCUCAGGCAGGUUCAAGCCGGUGAACAGAGGUUCAGGCGUCAUGGUGUCCGACCAGACCAGUUGCUAGAGGGCAAGGAUGCAGAGGCGAUUUUCCAGUGGCUAAGUGAGUUUCAUCUGGAGCAGUACACGGCAAACUUCCUCACCGCUGGUUACGACGUACCUACCAUAAGCAGAAUGACUCCUGAGGACCUCACGGCCAUCGGUGUGACCAAGCCAGGCCAUCGCAAGAAGAUCUCCAUGGAAAUCAGCAAACUGAACAUCCCUGAGUGGCUGCCAGACUACAUUCCUCCUGAUGUCGGCGAAUGGCUCGGUGCUAUCGGCCUCUCCCAGUACCAAAAGGUGCUCGCGGGGAACGGGUACGACUCUGUUAGUAUUGUACGAGACAUCACUUGGGAGGAUCUGCAGGAAAUUGGAAUCAACAAGCUGGGGCACCAGAGAAAGAUGAUGCUUGCAGUUAAGAAGCUCUGUGAUGUUUAUAAGGCUGUUAGGAACCAGGCCGAGGGGAAUGGAACACUGCAUCGAAAGAGACAGCCUCCCACCCUGGAGCUUGUGACUAUCGAGACACCGAACAGCACCGAUUGCCCUUCGUCUCCCCUCUCACCCAAAAUGCUGACCUUUCAAGACAGCGAGCUGAGCGCCGACCUGCAGAACGCCAUGACGCAAAGCGCUUACGCCAGCUCCCAGGAAGGCUUUGGCGCUGUCAUGACCCGGACAACCAGGUCUCAAAGUCAGGAGAGCAUCAGCAAACGUUCCCGGGGCACCGGGCGCUCACAGGGCGCACACAGUCGUUCCAACGAAAGCCUGGGCAGCGUGGACAGCGGGCCAUUCAAGGACAACUGCAAAGCCAAUUCUGAGCAAAAGAGGUCGCCACUCGUGCCGGCCAAGAGCGCCCCACCGCUGCCUCUGAAGCAGAGGCAUCAAUCAGUCGGCAGCCCACCGAAAACACCAAGUAGGAUUGCUCGAUUUGCCUACACUGCUGUCCAGUCCAGUCCUGGAUUCAGUCCCACAGUAUCUGAUGGUUCGUCCAUUAAUAAAGGUUUCAGCUACCUCCAGAACAAUUCGCAUCAGGCUUGCACUGUCCAGACUGGAUCCAGCGUCGACAAUCACAAUCCAAAGAAGCGGACCCAGAGCCUGUCACGCUACGCCGUCUCUUACGGAGACGGAGAGGAUGACGGGGCACCAGUGCCGCCAGCUAACGUGCCUGCGUUCGCCACCCUCACACGCAAGCCUGGACGGAGCCAGACGUGCACCGGUCGCAGUGGCGGGCAGGUGGGUCGGGCUCAUUCGUUUGCCGUACGCGCCAAGAGGAAAGGACCGCCCCCGGUUCCUCCCAAGAGGAUGAGCUCUGCACAGAAGGCCGUAGAUGACGGUGGGGUGGAGACGAAGAGUGCCGGGAGCGUUCGAAGCAUUGCAGCCAGGCUGGAGGAGAGCGGAGGAAGCCCCACCAAGACCCCCAGCAGCAAUCCAACUCAAGCUGCCUCACUUGCCAUCACAUCUAGAACUAUUAACAGACCAGUAAAAUCCACUACUGACGUCUCGCCACAUAAAACAGCACAAGUAGAACCCAGUCAUAUUAAACUUGAAGGUCGAGAAACGAAGCUUCAAGCAAACCAUGCAAGUUUGUCCGAGGGCAUUUCGUUUGCCGAGGAAGGUAAAGGAACCAUAAAGCAAAGACCGAGAAUAGAAGUGGCUACAACUGACACCGAUGGCACAUUCGAGGCAGCCAGACCUGCAAAGCUGCCCAAAUCAUCCUUAAAGUUACCAGAGUUCAACCUGCAAGAGUCGGACACUGUAAAGAGGCGAUACAAACCCAAAGAGACAGAGCUGCCGACCACACCACAAGAAAGGGUGAGAUCUCCACCGGGUGAGAUGAAAUCACCGUGCCUGCUAAAUAGUAAACCAACAGGAAAUCAACUCAGACAAAAUUCACACCCCAAACCAGCCUCUCCACAGAAACCCACCACACCCUGUAAGCCUAUAUGUCAAUCUGCUGCAGCGUCUCUGGAUGGGUCUGCUGGGAAGACCACCAGGAUGGGGCAAGACGUCGCCUUUACAGUCUCCUCUACGUUUGUGAGAGCGCCCAGUACAACCAUCAUCAGACCAGUGGGCCACAAAAGCCCAGAACUCCAGGAGUCAAGACAAAGCUCAGAUCAACCCAUCCCUAAACGAAUAGAGCUAGAUGGGUCUGCUGGGAAGACCACCAGGAUGGGGCAAGACGUCGCCUUUACAGUCUCCUCUACGUUUGUGAGAGCACCCAGUACAACCAUCAUCAGACCAGUGGGCCACAAAAGCCCAGAACUCCAGGAGUCAAGACAAGGCUCGGAUCAAGCCGUCCAGAAGCGAAUAGAGCGGACCAGCACUUCUCUGGAGGCGGCACUGAUGGUGGUGGAAAGAAAGCUAGCGCAGGACGAUCAGAGCGACAGCGGCACUUACACAGGGAAGUCGGCGGGUAACAUCCUGGAUGACAUCGGGAACAUGUUCGACGAUCUUGCCGACCAGCUGGAUGCCAUGCUGGAUUGAUUGGAAGGUAUUUUGGCUGUUGGAAAACCCACUGUGGAUUCUGCACUGGUUGGGUCUAACUGGAAGUCUGGUUAUAUCUAAAUGGGCAUGAAUUCACUGGACGUCAAUGAGACGUGAGGUUAUAGACGGCAGUCUGGUUUAAGGUGCAAUAUCUACCUGUGGAACUGCAACCUGGUGGAGUGUUAUUAAGGAUCAUGUAAUGAGUUAUGAAUUCUGACAAGGCUUCUGUCAGACUCUUUGGUUAAUGACGUGGGUUCACCACUCUUGACAGAUUUUAUAGCACUUAUUUGAAAUCUACAUCAUCCAAGCUCUUUAAGGAUACACUUCAAUUUUCUGUUGUACAUCCACUGGACAUGGGAGGAGAGGACUUCUAAUUUGUCAUUUUUAUUAUUUUUUACCUCACAGCAGACAUACAUGCUAAAACUGUCCUUGUCGGUACUUAAAUGUGUUCGGUAUUACGGUAGUAUUACAUUUUGGAGAAAAUAAUAUCUUCGUCCACUCAAAACGUUGACCAAACCUUUGAAAGAAUGUACUAAGAUGUUACAUAGAGGGACUACCAGAACAUCUACAAUGCACCUUGAUUUAGAUUUCAAAAGUCUUUGGUUACUGUACUGGAGCUAUGGAAGCCCAUUCUUUUUAUACUGAAUUGCCCUGUAGUGACCCUUUCCUUUUAGAUGGACAAAUGAACUCAAAUCAUGCCAGCAAUAUGCAAACAGCACAACAGCUAUCAGACACCCACACUGUAACGGUCAGGCAUUCAGACCUGUUCUUUUCUUUUGGUUAUGCAACCAUAUUCUUGCAUUCUUGCAUAUUGACAUGCACAUACUGUUUAGGUAUUAGACAACAUAGACUCUCGCCCACUGGUCCACAGAGUGUCGGAGAUGUUUUUCUUCUACCAUCUUGAUCACGGUCAAAAUCAUGAAUGGGUUUUUAUCCAUGCCAGGGAACAUGGUUGUUUUUUUUUACUUGUGCAACUAUCAUAUGAUACAGCAGAGUUUUUUUUAAAUAAUAAUUGAAUAAGCGAAUUUUAACAGGCACAUGAACACGAAAAGAACUUGUACACAAAUGCGCCCUUGUGGAGGCUUUACAUUACAUCUUGUAAACCACAGUGGGACCAGGUUGCCACCAUUUUUAUUAAUUAGUAUAUUUCAUUUUGUGUUUGUUUUGAUGCAUUGUUUGUGCUGCCUGGGUCAUGGUAAAAAUCAUGGACAAAAUGACAGGCCGUCUGUCUGAAAGUAUCUGCUCUACAUCAGCGUCUCCCAACCUUUUUUACACCACGGACCAGUUUCAUAUAAGAUAUAUAAGAUAUAAUAAGAUGUAAAAUUAGCUGUUUUCGCUGCAACGAGACGUACUCCCACUAGGGGUGACAAUAAGACAAUAACCCCCGAAAUAGAAGCAGUGAAAACUACUUUUCUAGCGAUCUCGAAUUCUUCAUUCUUUCUGUGUGGCCCACGGUUGGAGACCACUGCUCUACAUGUUUACUUUACUCAUUUAUUUACUUAUUACCAUUAAAUUUGCUCUUACACAUGCUCUUAUUCAUUUAAAUGAAAUCCAUUACAAUGAAAAUGUGUGCAUUUUUAUUUAAUGAUAGAUUUAAACAGGCUAAACCAAAUUAAGGAAGCACUACUUCAUCGAGAGACUCUGUUAAGUGAUCUAACCGUGUUUUACCUUUGUGUUAUUGUUUAUUGUGGCUAAGCUAGCAGCAAACUGACAGUUUUCAAGCGAGGUCAAAUACCAAACUCCAAAUGUAUAAAACUCUGUAUAUACACAUGAUUUAAUAAUAUGUAAAUAAAAUCAGGAAUGUUGAACUGCA
Trichomycterus rosablanca is the source of this 5776-nucleotide messenger RNA. Its product is annotated as caskin-2-like. The transcript has 22 exons. Gene Ontology annotation, molecular function: protein binding. The coding region runs from base 7 to 3963 and encodes 1318 amino acids. The record is from RefSeq and is a predicted model, not a curated record. Lineage: Eukaryota; Metazoa; Chordata; Actinopteri; Siluriformes; Trichomycteridae.